GCUGCUCUGUGCUGACACCCAGCACUAUGCCGUGGGUCUGCUGGCCAGGGAGAUGCACGGUGCCUCCCUCUCUUUGUGUUCUGGGAUUGCACUCCGCCUGCUCCAGCUGCUCAGCAGAGAGGAACCACCCUGGGAUCUGCCCUUCCUGGCAUUCUUUGUGGAGGUCCUGGAUUGCCUGGACUUGUGUGAACGUGGUGACAGCAUCUUGGAGAUGAUGUCAAAGCACCUGCAGAGCAAGUGCAGGCAGAGGCGUCGCCUGGCGCUCAGAGGCCUCGAGGUGCUCAGCAAAUUUCCUUCGAUGGCCAGACCUAUAUGCAGCCAGUCUCAAAGCCUUCUUGAGCUGCUGGGCGAUGCAGAUGAAGAUGUGGUCGGCAUGUCCCUCUCUGUGCUCAAAAAUGUGCUCCAGAACAAAUACAUCCUGAUAUCCAGUACCACUGCCCCAAAGCUGGCUCAGGCACUCCUGCGGCUCUUUAACCAUGUCAACAGCCAAGUGCAGCUCCUCUCCCUUUACCUUUUCUGCAAGGUGAUGGAUUUGGUAGUAGCCAAGGGAAAAAAGCUCCUUAAGUCAAUUUUGUGCCAGAGCCUAUGUCCACUAUUAUUCCACUACCAUGAUGAAAACCAGCAUGUGGCAGAGGUCUCUCGGGAAACGCUGCUUCAUGUGACCAAGUUCCUUAAGAGAAGGGAUUUGAAGCAGCUGGUGGAAAAAGACAAGAUGUUGAAGUUUGCCGAGUGUCUGGUAAGGACACUGUCUGGAGAAGCCUCAACUUUGAGAAGCCCCCCGGCCCCAGCACUCAGUGUGUGGGGCUGGCAGCUGUGGCCCCUGCCCG
This is a messenger RNA of Cyanistes caeruleus (blue tit), 827 nucleotides long. Lineage: Eukaryota; Metazoa; Chordata; Aves; Passeriformes; Paridae. The record is from RefSeq and is a predicted model, not a curated record.